AUGGCGUCGUAUUGGCUGGUGUCUCCCUCUCCCGCUUCACCUAGGUUCCUGAAGCCCUCGUUUUCUCUCUCCCGCACCCUAUCCGCAGGCGCAGGCUCUUCUUCUUCUUCUUCUUAUAACCCAGUACCCAUCACAAGCAGCAGCAGCAAUUCUCCUAACACAAUCCCUUAUCCCAACGCAAGCCUGUUGUUGUUGGGCCCAUUCAGUCAAAGGCGCCGGCGUUGGAGUCCCAGUUGUGUUAACUUUGAUCUCAGACGCCGAGCUCACGUGUCGAGGAGCUCGUCUUCUGCAUCCACAGGCCCCGAGAAGGACGAUGAGGCCGCUGCCAAGGUUGCAGUUGAGGGUUCUACUUGGAUCGACUUGUAUUUGCCGAGGCAAGCUCGCCCUUAUGCUAAGCUCGCUCGGGUCGACAAGCCCAUCGGCACGUGGUUGUUCGCUUGGCCUUGCAUGUGGUCAAUAAUAUUGGCAGCAACUCCAGGAGUACACCUGCCUGAUAUUAAGAUGUUGACACUAUUUGCAUUUGGGGCUCUCUUUGUCAGGGGCGCCGCAUGCACCAUAAACGAUUUCCUUGACCGGGAUAUUGAUGCCAUGGUGGAACGCACAAAGUCGCGGCCACUUGCAAGUGGUGUUUUGACACCUUUUCAGGGGCUCUGUUUUCUUGGAUUUCAAUUGCUUUUGGUUCUUGGGUUUCUCCUUCAACUGAAUAAUUACAGCCGCGUUUUGGGGGCUGCAUGGCUGUUGCUAAUUUUCACCUAUCCCCUUAUGAAGAGGAUGACAUACUGGCCACAAGCGUUUCUAGGUUUGGUGAUCAGCUGGGGGGGUUUAUUAGGAUGGGCUGCAGUUAAAGGAACCAUUGAUCUAGCUAUAAUGCUGCCCUUGUACAUUUCUGUAGUAUUCUGGACACUCGUCUAUGAUACCAUAUAUGCACAUCAGGACAAGGAAGAUGAUGUGAAAGUAGGUGUUAAGUCUACGGCAUUGAGAUUUGGCGAUUCAACCAAGAAAUGGAUUACUGGGUUUGGAAUUAUAUGCAUCACUAGUCUUGCCCUCGCUGGAUAUAAUGCUGAAAUUGGUUGGGCAUACUAUGCAAGUGUGGGAGUUGCAUCUGGACAUUUAGCUUGGCAGAUAUUGACAGCUGACCUUUCAUCCCCGCUUGAUUGCAAUAAAAAAUUUGUGUCGAACAAAGGGUUUGGUGCUAUUAUUUUCAUUGGAAUCCUACUUGGAAGACUUUUCCCAUGAUGAAGAUGCUGCCUAAUUCUCGCUUUGCUUAGCUGCUGCUGCUGCUUUUUUUCUCACGGAGUGGGAAAUUGGAACACAAAGGCAAAACAAAGAGAGAUGGACAAAAAUGGGGGAUUUGGUUUGGGAUGUUUUAUUUUCCAAUAAUAAUAAAAAGAGGAAAUUACCCUGGAAUCCAUUACGGAUAAAUUUCCCAAGAUGUACAUACC
Molecule: messenger RNA, 1442 nt
Organism: Prunus avium (sweet cherry)
Lineage: Eukaryota; Viridiplantae; Streptophyta; Magnoliopsida; Rosales; Rosaceae
Product: 4-hydroxybenzoate geranyltransferase 2-like
Biological process (GO): ubiquinone biosynthetic process
Cellular component (GO): mitochondrial inner membrane
Molecular function (GO): 4-hydroxybenzoate polyprenyltransferase activity
Source: RefSeq, a predicted model, not a curated record